Molecule: messenger RNA, 825 nt
Organism: Leishmania mexicana MHOM/GT/2001/U1103
Lineage: Eukaryota; Euglenozoa; Kinetoplastea; Trypanosomatida; Trypanosomatidae
Product: putative RNA-binding protein
Exons: 1
Coding region: 1-825 (274 amino acids)
Cellular component (GO): cytosol
Molecular function (GO): mRNA binding
Source: RefSeq, a predicted model, not a curated record
AUGAUGGAGGAGCGCCACUCGCACGGGUCGAACGACGAAAUCCAAAACGCCGGCGACGCCGAUAACUUCCGCCGAAACCAGGGCACGAUCCUCUUUGUUGGCAACCUCCCUUUCCAGACUCCGUGGCAGCACGUGAAGGACUACUUCCGUAACGCCGGCAAGGUGCGCUACACAGACCUCAUCGCCGACCGCACCGGCCGCCCAAAGGGCUCGGCGCUGGUCACUAUGAUGACCGUGGAGGGCGCCGAAAAUGCCAUCCGCAUGUUUAACGAGACCGACUUCGAGGGCCGUCGACUGAUCGUGCGAAGGUUCGACGACGGCCCGCGCCCUCCGCUGGUGCAGCGGGACAUGAUGCCCGCCUACGGCAACACUGCUCCCCAGAGCCGCGGCCAGUACACGGCUGGCGGCUACUACCAGGGCGCGGCCGCUUCCGGUGCUGCGGCCGGGUACAACCGCCACAACAUGGUGGGUAGUGCCUAUGGCCGUGGCACGCCGUACCAGGUCGGCGGUGCGGAGUCGACUGAGAUGAAUGGCACGGAGCCGCUUCCCAAGCCGCGCAGCCAGCAGGUGCCAGAGGUGGGCCGUAAGCUCUUCGUCUCGAACCUCCCCUUCGACUGCACGAACAGCGCUCUCCGUGAGACGUUUCAGCAGGUGGGACUGGUCGAGCGGGCUGAGAUCAUCCUGGGCCGCAACGGCAAGAGCCGCGGGAUGGGCAUCGUUGUCAUGAAGUCCGAGGAUGAGGCGCAGAUUGCAAUUGCCGAGUUUGACGGCAUCGAGAUGGCGAACCGCGCCAUGAACGUGCGCCUCGACAACAAGACACUGUAG